UUUCUGUUCCGUGUUUGUGGAAAAAUAAACAGUGUUUGCUUUGAACGUUUAAGGCACAUGAUUGAAAAAAAGUUAGCGAUGUUUAUCUCUGGGGUCGCUGCGCUUUGCGUCUCCCCGAAGUGUGCUGCAGUCGUGGGGCAACUCCACUUUACUCUGUUUCGUGUGGGUUUGUGGGUGUUUUACAGUCAGCUGAAGGAAGCCGUGAGUGUUGCGCAAUAGAUGCGUUGUUGCUCACUUUCAGCAGUUUGUAGUAGGUUAUCAAAAACAGUGUGUUGUGCAACAUUGUUGCUCAGCUUUCAGUUCGGUAGAGUCAGACUGCGGUGAGAAGCGGACUGUUAUUAAAGCGUAUUCACUGUUUUUGCCUCGUGUUGGCACACUGCCUUCAUGAUGAGUUUGAGGUUACAGCGAAGGGCUGCCAGAUGUUCUGGGGAGGUUUCGGCGCAAACAGCCGCGCUUUCAGCGGAGCUGUUCGAGCUCACAUAAAGUUUUGUUCUUGUAGUUAAACGCACCGCUUUGCUCCAUAGUUCCUCAAGUAACACAGAGACAGCACGGGUGUGCGUGCGUGCGCGCGCGUGUGAUGGAGGUUUCUGCUGAGGUCGGACCGCGCUGCCGCAGUUCUGGCUGUAAACUUUGUCUCGGUGAAGUGUAAACAGAGCGGAGCAGCAGCAGGGCUGUGCCUGUGCUCUGCUAAAUCUCCUGUAAGCCUUCACUAGUGGAAACUAUUCCCUCAGCAUUACAAGCUCUGGAGCACUGCUGGCGCAUGCUUGUAAACUCCAGGCCCCACGGGAACAAGGUCACAGCAGUCCACUAAAGAAAUGUCUGAGUUGUCCUCCUAAAGGAUGAGUCUGCCGAGAGCACAGGCCAGACUGGUGAAGAUGUAAAACAGCAUCAUUGAAUUAUGGCAGGAUCUCUUUCUACAGCCUGCUGCCUGUUAUAUUCUUACUCUUUAAGAGCUGAUGUUCAGCAGUGUCUGUGACUGAGAACUCGUUAGGCAUGUCUGAUCUUCUGUAGCUUCAAAACGUCCUCAUGUGGUCUCAUUCAGUUGUUUGGUGAUGACGGAUGUCAUUAAAUCAUGAUCUCAAUCCUUUGAAGGUAACAGCAUAGUGAAGAUGAUGGUGUAAAAGAAAUAAAUGUUUGUGAGCCGAACGCUCGGGCUUCUGGCAUCUCUGAACGAUCAGCUCUAGACUGUUUUUCACUCUUGGCUUCUCGUGAUGUCAUGCAAUCUCAGACACGCCGCACUGAUUGUGAGCACAGCAGCUGCAAACUUGAACCUUCUGACUGAGACGAGCAGCCAACCAGAAGAAAGCUGAUUUGGGGAGUGAGUUAAAUGGGUUGUUAAGACAGUGGAUAACCUGAGAGGUUACACCAAGGCCUACUGUAGGAUAAAAAAAGGGUUAUUUGAACGUUGGAAAAGUGACUUCUCUAAGGAGUUGAGUCCAAGUAUUGAGCUGGAAUAAGUGGGAGAAUAAGAUGGUUGGAGGAUGGGUGUCCCCUUUAAGAAGCAUAUGCGAAGUCUUGUUGUACAAAACAAACUCUAAACAUGCCUAAUAAAACUCCACAGGGCUGGCAGCCUGUAAUUAUUCUUUGGCCACAUGAAAAAUUCCAGAGGAAGACCAUAUUAUGGCAUUUUGGAUUGCAACGCAAAGCCGCCACAAAAAAUGUUUUUGUUUGAAAUAAAUGGUUUUGCAUUUGCACAAAGUUUUUCUUUGUGGCGAUUACUGCCAUUUUGCAUUCUACAUGCAAAGAGGAAGUGUUGACAUGGUUGUAGUGCGUGGUAAUGAUUUCAGUUAUUAUUAUCUAAGUCACUUUCUUGUUUUCUUUGUAAUGAUCAUGGGGUGUGAAAUAUCUUGCAGUUCCUCUGGAUUUUAGUCUUUGUAGACCAGUGAUGAUGAUUUGUGUGGGUUAUUGCAGAAUGUGAGUGCGAAACCGAGUCCGACCCUUUUGCUUUCUGGCAAGGACGACCCUACAAGAGUUGAUCGACCCACCCAAGACAGUUCUUGGAUUUUGACCAGAUGCUCUGUAUCCAUCUGUAUCUGCAUCUCCGUGAUGGGGGUGUACAGUAAACUACAGGAGAAGCAUAAAUAAUCUGGUCAGAUUUCAAAUGAAACACCUGUUGUAUUGCUUGUAUUGACUUUAAAAGACAAAAAGUCACCUGCACAUUUGAUUUUCCCCUUUCAACAGCUUUACGUGGACUAAGGACUUAAAGGAUAACUGAGAGUUUUUAAAUCACUGUAAAUUAAUUGUGAGUCCAUCUAACAAAACAUCUGCAUGGCUUAAACACCUGCAGUAACUGUCUCCAUUUUAGACUUUUGUGUUUGUGGAACUGAAUUAUUCCUAAUUGUACUGUGCAAUCUGGGAUUUUGAUGUGGGCAGCACAGUGGUGCAGUGGUAAGAACUGAUGCCUCACAGCUGGUCAACCGGGGCCUUUCUGUGUGGGAUUUGGGUGUUCUCCCUGUGCAAUCCAAAGACAUGUGCAUGUGUUAGCUCUGCGAUAGACCAGCGCCCUUCCCAGGGCGUAACUCGCCUCUUGCCCAAUAUCUGCUGGAGGGUGUUGGAUCUUAGGCGUUAGUGUUUAAGAAAAUAGGUUUUUUUUCUUGUAAUAUUUAAGCUAAAUGAGACUUAAUAGCACGAUACAGACUGGAAGUCCCGCUAUUGUUAUUAUGUCAGCCAUAUUAUGUCCACUUUAAAGGAAUCUGUUGCAGUUAGUGCCAUGUGCAAAAGGCUGUAAUAUUAGGAAGUCUGCAUUUUCAAGCAGGACUUUGGGUUUGACUGUAAAGAAAAAGAGAACUUCUGUCUGUCUCUAACACUGGGCUGAUUGGGGUAAAUGCAAAGUAACCAGUCUUUUCAUCUUUUCAUCAGGGAAAAAGCUUUUAUAAGAUGGCCUGCAAGUUGUGCUUUUGUUUGUUUGAGUAUGAACCGAGAGUGUACCGUGAGAUUGUUUUGUAUUUCUAUUAGGAGCUAUUAGGCUGAUUAAAAUGCUGGUUUUGGGAAAGUACAAGGGAAAAGAGUUUUUUUUGGUUAUUUUUCUUCAAUCAUCUAGUUGAUUCAGCCUCUAUUUUUUCCUGGAGUUUCCCAGACAAAAGUUGACUAACAAGACAGGUGAUAUGUCAUGCUGAUAUCUUUUGGUCGUUACUCCAAACUCAUGGUACUAAGUCACGUAAUAAGAGAGGUUCAAAGUUAUAUUGGUCUUUAAACCAACCAAGCCUGAGGCAAAAUUCAUAAAGUACCAGAAGUGUAGGACAAGCAUUUCACAGUGUGACUGCUGACUACCAACUGACCAAUAGGAAUGCAGUGUGAAAUGAUGCACUGAUCAACGAGCGCUUGUGAAAGAGCCAAAACAAACUCAAACAGUAUAGAUGGAAGUAAAGCAUGCAGAACAAAAUAGUUGAGAUUCCAACAAAGAAGAAAAUCUUGUUGAGAAGCUUUGUUUGUAUGAUUUGUCCUCCAGCUGGUAUCAUCACUGCGCCAAGGAGGGUGUAGCACGGAAAGAUAUAGUGGAUGUAUAACAGCUGUACAUCUUGGCCCGAUUCAGUACUACGCAUUAAUAUCAUAGGGAGUACAUGCAUCAAACCUCUAAGUUCCAUGUUGGCUUGUAGUAUACUCAGAGGAGUACAGAAAUCUCAAGAUGUGUAGAAUAGACUAGAAUAGCCCUUUAUUGUCAUUGUACAUGGACUAUGAAAAUGUAGGUGCUCCGCAUCAACUGUGCUGGGAUAAAAUAUAAAUAGCAAACAGGAGAAAUGUAGACAAAAAUAGGUGAAAGGCGCACAUAAGAGAAGUUGCAGUAAGUGACCUUAGACCAGCAAGCACACGGGCUACCUACAUCAUUACCUUACCAAAGUUCAUGAGCACUUGUGUCCUAAGUUUGCCUCUUUUAAUCUCUUUAAUAAGCUCAUUUAUCUUGGUUCCAUUGUGCUUUGUGAAAUUCCGGGUCUGACUUUCCAAUUUCCUUCUAUUAUUUAGCACAAGCUGGCGCUCAGAACGUUUGCUUGUUUGUGGACAGUUUGUGGACAUUGUCACACUAAUGGAUUCUAAUGGGUUCUAUUAAUGCGACUUUUGUGCUCGGAGACAAAUAAAACCCAGCAAUCCACAGUCACCCAGUAGGAAUUUGUAAACUGGGAAGGUCGUUCCACCAGCUCACUGCCGUUCUGAAUACUACUGUAUCUUUGAUUUCAGUCUGUAUUCAUUUAUUCUUUUAUUUUGUCCUUCUCUUGAUUGCACAGUGUUUGAGAAGACACUAAUAUAGUUUGAAUGACACUUGGGGAAAUCGGCUGCACAUGAAUCCUUCAACUAAAGCAGCCAACCAGUCAACAGAUGGUUACAGUACAUUGUUUUUUCUCAUUUGGCUUACUGUUAUGCAAGUUUAUAAAAAGAAAGGAAGCUGGAUAUUGGCCAGAAAAACAGCAAAAGUAAACAAGAGGAAGAUUGAAGGCAGUAAAAAAAGGACUGUGAAUUUUCAAUGGCCAACUGUAAAGAAGCUCUCAGCCUCAAUUGAUGUGAUUUGAAGCUUGAUGAAUCCUUGUGUUGACCCCCUUUGGGUGCUGUAUGAGUUCAUUGCUGUUGACUAUUCUCCAACAUUCAGCUCUAUCCCCAGUUGGUGCCUCAAAACUCCAAUAAAAAAAACCUGUUUAGCUCUUUUGUUCUUGUCCUGACUUUGAACCUCUAAAAUCAGUUAGCAUGUGGUUGGUAUUUGGGACAGGCAUCCCUGUUUGUUCACAUGUUGUUUAUGUUACACUGAUUGGCUUUGUAAAUGGCAUUGGAGCUUUGGUUUCAUACUCAAGCAGCAUGGUCCAAAUAGUAAUUUGUCUAUCAAACAAAAACUGCAGUUGACAGUUGCUUUUCAAAUGAGUGUAGUUUAGAUUUUAAUUCCUCUUAAUCACCAUAUGUUGGUUUUAGUCUCACUUCAAUAACCUUCAUUGUGCCAUGUGUAUUUAGAAAACUAGAUGCAGAUGGCAAAAGUUGCUUCUCGGUAUCUGACAGUGUUAAAGUUGGCACAUGCUAACCAUUCAGUGUUUUCCACACGUAAACUUGCGCGGCUGUAGGUCUAACGGCCUCAGUAUAUUAGCAGUAUAUUUUUCAUUAUAAUUUCUUUAGCUGUCUGUUGGAAUGACACCAUCACUUUACUAGUAGAUGAUCCCUUUGCGUUUUUUCUCAUUCUUCUGCUGCUAGCCGCCUUGUUGCUGCCCUUAACAGUUUGGGUUUUCCGCACAGGUCGGACUGGCUGGCUGUUAUAGUGGUCCUCAAUGCCAUUCACCUGCUUAUGCACCAAGAGUCUUCUACAUCUGUAUUUACUUCAAUAUCACCAUCUGGGACUGACGCUGGCAGUGGUGGUCUUUCUUCGUCAGCAGUUGUAACCUUUUUCUGUAACCAUGACCUGGAGCACAUGGACAACCGGUUCACCUGCUGCUGUGCCAGGCUUACUGAUUUAAAGUCAGAGUUGGAGUUACUUGCAUGAAGUAUAUUUGAAUGAAUGAAUGAAUGAAUGAAUUUAAGAAAGCAAGCAUGCACACACAAUGCUUGCAGACUACUCCCUCCCUCCACAACACCUCCUACCUCUGUUACGGUUGUCAAAAAAAUAGAUUCUCAGAUACUAACUUGACUGAUAAUACUGCAAAUUACUUUGUGAUUAUGUUAUCAUUUGCAGCAGUACCAAUACAAAUAACAGCAUCUUGGCCUCCUCCAGUUGACACAAAACAUCACACAGAGCAGUUGCAGACAGGCUGUUUGGUGAAGCAGUCCAACGAGGUCUUCUUCUGUGGCACAGUGUGAUGAAUCCAUGUUCCUCUUUGGUCGAGCUGGGUAGCGAACGAUGGUGACCAUGACAGAGGCGCACUGACGCCCUCGCUCCUCUCUUUCCACAUCAAGUCUGCACGAGCAACAGCAGCCAUAACAAUGAGCUCUCACAGUUGCCAAGGUGGAUUAACCAGCACGGAGAAGCCUCUGGAACUUAUUAAACCAACGGCACACAACCAUUUUGUGGACGUGAGCACAGCGGCGCUGCCCUCCACCGCCACAGCCAUCCUUCCCAUGGAUCUGCGCAUAGUGGACCACGCUCACCACCACCAGCAGCAGCCCUCCUUUGGCUUGGUUCCUCCACCCCACCCCACGCCACCCACCUCCACGUCUACUGAGACAGGCCGCGGACCAGUCAUUAGCCAGCAGGAGCAGCACCUGCAGCAGGAGCUGGUGGCUCUUAAACACAAGCAGCAGCUCCAGAGGCAGCUACUCAUCGCAGAGUUUCAGAGGCAACAUGAACAGCUAUCACGACAACAUGAAGCCCAGAUGCAGGAGCAUGUCAAGCACCAACAGGAGUUACUGGCGCUCAAGCAUCAACAAGAACUGUUGGAGCACCACAGAAAGAUGGAGCAACAACGUCACGAGGAGCAGCUGGAGAAGCAGCAGCGGGAACACAAACUCCAACAGCUCAAAAACAAGGAGAGGGGACAAGAGAGUGCAGUCGCCAGUACAGAGGUAAAGAUGCGACUUCAGGAGUUUGUCCUGAACAAAAAGAAAGCCUUGGCUCAGCGAAACCUAAACCACUGUCUGCCCAGUGACCCACGCUACUGGUAUGGAAAAACUCAGCAUAGCUCUUUGGACCAGAGCUCACCUCCACAAACGGCACUGUCAGCGUACAACCAUCCCAUGCUGGGCACAUACGACUCCAAAGAUGACUUCCCUCUCCGCAAAACCGCCUCUGAGCCCAACCUAAAGCUUCGUUCUCGGCUAAAACAGAAGGUGACGGAGCGUCGCAGCAGCCCUCUGCUCCGUAGGAAAGAUGGACCCCUUGCUACUGCUAAGAAGCGUCCCCUAGACGUUGCUGAGUCUGCAUGUAACAGUGCACCAGGCUCAGGUCCCAGUUCCCCCAACAAUGGCUCCAGUAAUAUCCCCACAGAGAAUGGGAUCACAAUCUGCAGCAGUCCAGGAGAGACCUCGCUGCUCCAGAGGCUGGCAACACGGGAAGGGUCAGUUAGCCAGCUCUCUCUCUACACCUCUCCCUCUCUGCCCAACAUCACCCUGGGCCUGCCAGCCACAGGACCUGCUAGCACUGUGGUAUCGGGACACCAAGAUGGCGAGAGUCAUCUGGCAUUGCCUGCAUUGCAGCAGGGCAUUCCACUGACCCCUCCUUUCCUGCCCUCCCACCUGCCCUCCUACUUGGCAUCUUCAGCACUGGACAGGGAGGGCCCAGGAGGGGGCACGGCGGGUCACAACCCCCUCCUCCAACACAUGGUACUGCUGGAUCCAAGCCACAGUCCAGUGGUUGGGCUGGGUGGCCUACCGCUGCCAUCGUCCUCCGUCUCCAAGCUCAUGCGCAGCCACCGUCCCCUGGGGAGAACGCAGUCGGCGCCUCUGCCCCAGCAGCAGUGCGGACAGACACAGGCCCUGCAGCACCUGGUGGUCCAGCAGCAGCACCAGCAGUUCCUGGAGAAGCACAAACAACUGUUCCAACAGCAGCAGCAGCAGCACAUCAUCAACAAGAUAAUGUCCAAGCCCGGCGAUCAGGCCUCAGCUGCAGGCCCGGGUGCCUCAGGACCAGGCAGGCAACACCAGAGUCACCCAGAAGAGACGGAGGAGGAGCUUAGGGAGCACCAGGCGCUCUCCUCGUCAUCAUCGUCCUCCUCUCCUACCUCUGGGCAAGAGACGGGGUUGCUACGUGGGGUGGUCAUCAAGCAGGAGCCUCCGGAUCCCCAGGAGCAAGAAGAGAGGGAGCAAAGAGAGAGGCAGGCUGAGCAGGACUUCCUGUUCAGACAGCAGGCUCUGCUCUUAGAGCAGCAGCGGAUCCACCAGUUGAGGAAUUACCAAGCCUCGAUGGAAGCAGCCGGGCUUUCGGCCAAUUUUGCUGGCCACCGGCCUCUGUCGAGAGCUCAGUCAUCGCCAGCCUCUUCCUCCUUCCCCAUGGUCGUGCAGGAGCCGCCAGCCAAACCUCGAUUCACUACAGGUCUUGUGUAUGAGUCUUUGAUGCAGAAGCACCAGUGCAUAUGUGGUAGCACAACGAGUCAUCCAGAGCACGCUGGCCGCAUUCAGAGCAUCUGGUCCCGACUGCAGGAAACAGGCCUCAGGGCGCACUGUGAGUGUAUCCGUGGUAGGAAGGCCUCAUUGGAGGAGUUGCAAACAGUCCACUCUGAAGCCCACGUCAUGCUAUAUGGAACUAACCCGCUGCGGCAGAAACUAGACAGUUCAGUAAAUCCCAUGUUUGUGAGGUUGCCGUGUGGAGGCAUAGGGGUGGACAGCGACACCAUUUGGAAUGAAGUCCAUUCAUCCAGCGCAGCGCGUCUGGCUGUUGGCUCUGUGGUGGAGCUCGUCUUCAAAGUAGCAUCGGGAGAACUGAAGAAUGGCUUCGCUAUCGUUCGACCCCCUGGACACCACGCUGAGGAGAGCACACCUAUGGGUUUCUGUUAUUUUAACUCAGUCGCCAUAGCAGCCAAGCUCCUGCAGCAGAGGCUCAAUGUCAGUAAAAUCCUCAUCGUAGACUGGGAUGUCCACCAUGGCAAUGGCACCCAGCAGGCCUUCUACGCUGACCCCAGUGUCCUUUACCUGUCCCUGCAUCGUUACGAUGAUGGGAAUUUCUUCCCGGGAAGUGGCGCACCCGAUGAGGUGGGCAGUGGAGCAGGUGAAGGUUUUAACGUGAACAUGGCCUUUACUGGGGGACUGGACCCUCCUAUGGGGGAUGCAGAGUAUCUAGCUGCAUUCAGGACGGUGGUCAUGCCUAUUGCCAAUGAGUUUGCGCCUGAUAUGGUUCUGGUAUCUUCUGGCUUUGAUGCAGUAGAUGGACAUGCCCCACCGCUGGGAGGAUACAAACUGACAGCCAAAUGCUUUGGCUACCUGACCAGGCAGCUGAUGGGUCUGGCAGGCGGUCGGCUGGUGCUUGCCUUGGAGGGGGGUCACGACCUCACAGCCAUAUGUGAUGCCUCUGAAGCCUGCAUCUCUGCUCUGCUUGGCAAUGAGUUGGACCCCAUUCCCGAUGAGGUGCUGCAGCAGAGACCAAAUGCGAAUGCGGUACGGUCUAUGGAGAAAGUAAUCGAAUUUCACAGUAAAUACUGGUGCUCACUGCAACGUUCUGCCUCCUCGCUGGGUUAUUCUUUGAGUGAGGCCCUCAAGCGUGAAGCAGAGGAAGCUGAAACUGUUUCUGCCAUGGCCUCAUUGUCUGUUGCAAACAAGCACGUUGGAAAGAGGGCUGAAGAGGAACCGAUGGAAGAGGAAGCUCCUAUGUAAAGAAACAUCCACGACCUUUUUGAUCACUCAGACUCGUCUGUGGCAUUUUAUCGUGACAAAAAUGGACCACUGAAGAUGAGCGACCCUUUUGCUGAUCAGCGGUGCACUGAGCAAUCAGCAUAAACGCGUUGCAUUGCACUUAAAGACUUUUGGAUAUACGAUUGUUUCAGCUAUCCCGUAAUGACAACCUCCAGUGCCAGUGCUUUUAAAACACUAGACAGACAUACUUUUGAUUGCCAGUGAGAACCAUGCAGAGGACCUACAGUCAUCUACUCUUCAUGUAAUUCUGCUCUGUCCCUGCUUUAUCUUCAUCUCUUCGCUUUCGUGAAGACCACCAUAGCUAUUGUGAUUGUUACUCUGGACUAAAGAUGGGUUCUUGCUCUUUCCAGAUAUCUAAACGAGAGGGAAAAAACGUCAGUUUUCCAUGUUGUUGAAGGUUACAGAUGAGAAAGGUCACAAACCUGUUAGAGUAAAAGACAUUUGUGCCUUUCCCCCCACCCCGUCUAAACUUGGUGGAAUUUUUUUGAACUCCACUGGAAGAGUUUUGCCUUAAAAAUAGUUUUGGGACUGAGGCCUCUUCUCCCCAAGCCCUCACACAUUUCUAUCCUGGCAGGACAUCCACUGCCUGCAUGUUGUUGGCACAUAGACUGAAGGACUUUGGCAUGUUUACCUAUAAUUCCCUGCAACCAGCCUACUGUCUCUGCCCCCACCUUUUCCCCUCAUUUUCAGUGUCAGCUUGGAAGGUAGUUCCCAGCCACAAGUUGGAGGUGGCUCCUUUAAAAAGGAAAUUAAGAGUUGGAAUUGUAUCGUUUAAUCACAUAGGCACCAGUUCUUCUUCGUCAGAGAAAGAUAUACGUAGCAUGCACUUUACUGGAGCACUUGGACUUAUGAAAGAUAGAAUCCUGUUUAUAUCGUAUGUAGUAGUUACAUAAAAAUGAAGCCAAAGCAUGACAGCUUAUUGUCUCUGUAGAGUAUAACCACUUACCGCCCCACACAUAUAACAACGACUGAGCAGUGUCGGUAUUUACAUUAGAAUUUGUCUCACUUUUUCAGACAUUUGCCGAAUGGAAAUAAACUAAUCUCACAUGGGCUCAUUUGUUGAACCAGCCCUCUCUUUAAGACAAGGACCAUACCACCUGGGAUUUUCCAGAGGGGUGUUCUGGAGCUUUCACAGCUGGCCUAACAUCUUUCGAUCCUUUCGAUCAAGAACAUCUGCUUUGCAAAUGUCAGGUGAUACGAGGCAGGUGUGAAUGUUUCUGCCUCUUCGUUUUCAAUAAAGCACAAACUGUUCUCUCUAUAUAUUUUUAAUAGUAUGCAAACAUUUUUAGGUGUUCUGCAUUAUAAAAUGCAGUCCUCUUUUUGACAGCCCUUGGCUCAAAUGCACAUAUUUGAGCUUUAAAUAGCACAUGUAGCUCAGCCCGUCCUCCUGGAUUCUGAAUCGUUUCGUUAGGCCGGGUCUCGUUACUAAUCUGAGCAUCAAAUCUUUUUGAAUCAGCAUUUUUAUAUGUUAUAAUAUUUUAGAAGACAAGAUGUAAAAUUUUCCUGCUCUGACUUUUUUGAAGUCAAGCCCACGAUAUAGCUCCCAGUCGCUCUGCACCACACACACAGCCAGCAGCUAGGUCGUAGUCGUUUAAUUUAAUAAUUAAACAGUCCCAGUUUAGGACUAUAGUGGCCCCUCUGAUCAACAUGCUAACUUCCUUCCAGCUUGUGUUUGGCCCUCUGGGCAACUACCUUCUGCUGCCUUUAUUUGACCUAAAAACUAAUCGUGUCUUUAAUGUCGUUUUUAAGUGAACAGGAAACGGAGCGCUGUGGUAUUUACUGUUAUUUACUGUACAUAGGACACUGAUCUCCUGAGUAUUCCUGCCACACACAUUCACUAUUUUUGUGGUUUGUUUUCCUCUCUUUCGCUUUUUUCUGCUUUUGAGCUCUAGUGACUUAUUUUUGUACAAUUUUCCUGUUGUUUUGUGCGUGUUGUCCACUCUCUGUUUCUCUGUUAUGUUGUAAAGCUGACAUACUUCACAGCAGGUGAGGGUUCAGACUCUGUUUUUAGUGGACGUUACAUGAGUACGUUUUCUGGGUUCAGGGUUUUUGCGGGAGCGUUGGGAUUCAAAUGUUUCUACUUUGUAUAAUGAUGGACAAUUGUGUAUUUACUGUCUGUUCAUAGUAGAUUUAUAUAUAAAAAGAAAUGAGUAUAUUAUAUAUCUAUACAUUACAAAAUGCUACGAUCUUGUUUUUGAAGUUGGUAUUGAAAAACAAUACUUUCCUUGGUCUUAGUUACAGUUGGCCCUUUUUAGGGUGUUACUGAAGGCACCUUCUGCUGUUGAUCAUGUGUUGAGCAGCAUCUGUCUGGCUGUUUUUUGUCUCUCAGCAGUAAUGACUUUUUUGUUGUCUGUUUUGUUUAUUUCAUUAGUUACCCCAUUGGUACCAUAACACUGUUACAGUAGGUGUGCAGUCGCCCUCUGCUCAGCCUUGCAUUUUAAUGCACAUAUUUGUCAGAUUCCAUACCUUUUCUUUCUCGUGCAGAUGUUCUUGCACGCAUAUCUUGCCUGGCAUCUGUUAAGUUUCAGUAUUUCAAGAAAUUUGAGUCUUUUUUUUGUUCCUCUUUGUUAAAGAUUAUCAUCUGACGUAUUUGAAAGAAUAGGAAGAAUAGCGAGGGCGGAUUAGAAUUGGAACACAGCCAUUGCUUUUUCCCCCUGUGUUAAAUCACCACGACGGGCCUUGCAAAUGGUUUUGUAUGAUCAACGUUUAUUUCCUUAUCAGGCCAAGUAUGCUUAGUUUUUAAUUUAAAUUAACAUUUUUCAAGUUCACAGCUGAAGUCUCAUCAGCUUUGGUAUGCAAGUUAUGUUUCUGUAUCUAAAAAACGCAGUUUGAUCACAGUAACAGCCAAGCAGGACCGAGGUAUCGAUGCCUUAAAAAAAAAAAACAGGAAAAAACACGUUUGAUUUUCUUUUUGGGGGGGGAAUUUCAAUCAGACGUACAAGAAAUAAAUUUGCUUAUUUUAACUGAAUGUAUCUAGCAGAGAUCUUCCCUCUCCUUACUAAUGCACCACUAAUGUCUUUAAGUCUCGAAUCCUUUCCGUAACUUUUGUAGUUGAGAUAUGGAUAUGGUAGAUUGUUUCCACCAUCAUCUUUUUUUAGUAAAUUUCUAAAGAUAAUGUCUAUACCAAUACAGUUUGCAUUAAAUCGUGCAUAAAGUAAAUUCUGCCAAAACAAAACCUCUGGUCUGGUUGCAGCAGGGCAUCUUUUAUUAUCAUUUUUUUAGCUUUUUCUGUACAUUCCCUUUUUGUGAGACACACAUUGUUUUCUUCUCCUUUGUAGAUGUUGGCCAGCUUCUUUGUGUGUGUGAUACUUGCGUACUUUCAUAGUCGGGAUAUGAAAAUGCAUAUAAUCGGGCUAUCCUGAAUAUGACCUCAGCUGGGAUAUGCUGACAUCUCGGCUCAUUUUAACACACUUGAAGAGAUGCCUUUCAGUAACCCAGCCCAGAACAUUCCCAGAACCUUUGCACAACAGUGCCAGUCAUGGCUUUUCUUCUGUUUAAUGCUUUCGUUUCUCAAACGCUGCCAAAACUAGCACUGUCUGGCUACUCUGGCCAUCUGUCUUCACUGUUAGUCUUAAAACAAUGUCCAGUAACCAAAAAGAAAAAAGCAGCAUUCCAUUUUGGUGUAAUUUCCAUUUAUUAUAAGGUAAAUCUUUUUUUUUUUUAACCCUCGCAGGUCUGAGAGCUGUCUUGUUUCUGUAGAUGCCCCGGUCUGACCCCACGCAGCUCCUCCUCUUUUCUCCCUGCAUGAUCCGUCUGUCUGCAUGCAUUACCUGUCUGUCUGUCCCCUGCCACACACCAGCACAAGGGAUCAAGCACUGAAGGACUUUCACUGUAUCCAAACUAUUUUUAUCUCUUUGCUUCUCUUUCUGUUUCUAAUAUGGAGGAAUUUGGGUGCUUUCCAUGUUGUGCUUUCACCUGUAGCGAACGAAUCAUCAAACCUGGCAGACUUAAGUUGAA
Haplochromis burtoni (Burton's mouthbrooder) is the source of this 13203-nucleotide messenger RNA. RefSeq names its product histone deacetylase 4 (gene hdac4). Gene Ontology annotation, biological process: negative regulation of transcription by RNA polymerase II; chromatin organization. The record is from RefSeq and is a predicted model, not a curated record. The transcript is spliced from 28 exons. Bases 5890 to 9207 code for a protein of 1105 amino acids. Lineage: Eukaryota; Metazoa; Chordata; Actinopteri; Cichliformes; Cichlidae. Gene Ontology annotation, molecular function: histone deacetylase activity. Gene Ontology annotation, cellular component: histone deacetylase complex.